AUGGAGGAGAACUCUCGACUAGAAAAAACCUCAAAAUCCAUAUUCUCUUACCCACCUCGGGACAAGGAUAAAGAGUAUAGGAAAAAAGAAGACCAGCCUACUAAAAAACCCAGAAAAUACCACAACUACACUCCGCUCAGAGUAUCCCUUGUGGAUGUAUACAGAGAGAUAUGCAACACUGAAAAGAUCCCGCCCCCUCGUCCGAUCAAACACAAAAGAGGAGGAAGUCGGACAGAGUAUUGUGAAUACUACCGAAUUUACGGACAUUCCACCAACGACUGCUUUGACCUAAAGAAUGUUAUUGAAAAACUGGCACGAGAAGGGCGACUAGAUCGGUUUCUAGCCAAUAAAGCAGACGAGCCAAGAAAAAGAAGAACGGAUGAAGAGGUCGGACGAGCUGAACGUCCCCAUCACACCCCUGAGAGGCAUAUUCACAUGAUCAAUGGAGGAUUCGCAGGAGGAGUGAUCUCUAAGUCGUCACGCAAAAGACACCUCAAGGAGGUGUACCAUGUUGGAGGAGGAGACAGGUCGGUCAACCUCCCCAAUAUCACCUUUACUCAAGAAGACGCUUCGGGAAUCAUCCCAGGGUAUGAUGACCCCAUGGUCAUUACCAUAAUACUUGGCAAUGCCAACCUCCACCGAACAUUAAUCGACCAGGGAAGCUUCGCGGACAUCUUGUUCAAAUCCGCCUUCGACAAACUCGGCCUAUAA
Messenger RNA from Arachis ipaensis, 711 nucleotides. NCBI's taxonomy places the organism in Eukaryota, Viridiplantae, Streptophyta, Magnoliopsida, Fabales, Fabaceae. The record is from RefSeq and is a predicted model, not a curated record.